Amoebophrya sp. A120 is the source of this 2811-nucleotide messenger RNA. NCBI's taxonomy places the organism in Eukaryota, Dinophyceae, Syndiniales, Amoebophryaceae. The record is from the annotation of a GenBank genome assembly.
AGGAAGUGGUUUUGUACACGAACCCGUACCUUGAUUCCCGUGUUUUUGUUUCAUCUUUUGCCUCAUUCAUUUUUCGCGAAUUUUGAUUUUCAUUCACUAGACGUCACAAAAGGAAACGUCGGCAGCUUUGUAAGUACAACCGAACCUAUUCUUGUUGCUCCGUGUAAGUAUUCAUAUGAUUUUUGUACCUGCAGCUCCCGCUAGUCCUUGUGCAAAAGCAAAAGGAAAAACGACCAGCAUGAUGUUCUCGUCCUCCACAACCGCCUUCCUUCGGCGUGAACAAGGCCCGUCCUCGCGCGGACGCUUCUGUCGCCGCGGCAGUUGCAGUUCAUUGCCACAGUGGCUGGCUGCAGCUGGGGGUCUAGUUGCGAUUUUUCUCGACAAGAGCGGGCUUCCAGGAGUGCAGGACGCCGUUGCGUUGUCGUUCAUGACAAAGAUGAAGAUGAAACUGCACCAGCAGAGGAAGAAGUCCUCUGUUUCGGAGAUGGAGCAGCUUCCUCGACGGAGGAGUCCAACAGGUACUGUAACAUCAACUCCGGUCAUGAACGAACAAGGGGACAAAAAGAGUCGGUCUCCACCUGGAAGGAGCGGCUUUCUGGAACAUCAAAGGCAGGGGCGCAGCACGAGAAUAAAAAAAAUGAAAGCGAAGUGUCAUGGAAAGGAGCUGUUUGAGUACGUCGCGGCUGGAGGACCGCGUAACUACGAUUACAGGCACGACGGCCAUGGCAUGGUAAAAAACGAGUGCAAACUUUGUCUCAAGUGCAGUGGUCGCAGCUGGCUGAAAUACAUCGAUACCGCCACCGGACAGGCGACAUCGUGGCAAAUGAAGAACACGCCGCGCAACUGGAGGUGGGAGAAAUACAGUUACUGUGCAAACGGGGAAAACCACGGAGGGUGCCUCGAGAGCAAUCUUGACGAGCUCUACAAAAAUGGGUGGAACGAGGGGCAUCUCACGUUCUUUGGAGAUGCGCCGGACUACGACCGGAGCCCCAACAUUGUUGACAAAGACGGGCUCCACCACCUGGAGGGCAGAUGCGAGGCGCGGACUGCGAUGAAAAAAAGGGGACUUUCGGGUCCCUUACAGCAGCGCUUUGACAGCCAUGCGUGGGCCACAGCUCCGAGCGGGGAGGGCAUUGACUGGAAAACCAGAAUGGCCCCCGUGGGGUGGCACAAGACUGCGGCCUGGGAGAACAUCAGCAAUGAACUGGAAGAGGCCGCGCAACGGCUGGGGGACAAUUUCCUCGUUGUCAGCUUGUCAGCAUUCGCUCCCUCCUGCGGUUCCCGUUUGUACUGCCGCGGCACCUCCGCCGGCUACACCUGGGAUGAUCACAGUGCCGCGGCCCGUUACUCCAUUUGCGAGUGCGAGGCGUGCUGCGGGAGGACUGAGAGGGAAAUGUCCUUGUUUAGCUUCCGCGAUAUGUGGCGUUGCGCCGAGAUUGGGUUUUUCUCCCUCGACGUUUAUGCCGGCAAGAUUUCCCCUGAUAUCGAACGCACGUCCACAUUCCCUUCUACCACCGCACCCCCGGAGACGCCGGCGCCCGACAAACCGAAAACCGCACCCCCGGAGACGCCGGCGCCCGAAAAACCGAAAACCGAGGCACCGAAGACGCCGGCGCCCGAAAAACCGAAAACCGAGUCACCGGAAACGCCGGCGCCUGCAAAACCGAAAACCGAGGCACCGGUGAGUGAAAAUGCUGGUGACAAUCAUGUCGACGCCAACGGGAACCAGCGAGAGCAGCUGCUGCAGCCUGCACGCAUAUGACAAAGAAUACGCAAUACUCUAGCAGCCUGCUGAAAGCAAAGCCUAAAUAGCGAACAGGUUAUUUGAUGUGGCUCCAUAUAAGCCAAGCUACAGCUUUUGGCGUACCAGAGAACAUUUGGUCAUCAACAUCUGACGGACUAGAGGGACGAGCAAAGAACAUCAAGCUGUUGCAUUUCGAUUUUUGCGUUGCGUUGUGACAACUACAACAGAAGAUAAAUUUGCUGUCGACGACGUGUGUAAAAAUGUUGGUCAUGGAAAUCGAUCCCGCACACACGUAACACGAUCGCCCCAAAUGACGCCUGUUCCCAAUGAAAUGACAGUUCUGAGUGACCUGAACUAGCUAGAUCCUUAGGGAAAUGGUCAGAAUCUAUCUAGAUCCUAAAGGAAUCUCUUCACCAUGUUCCGCGAAUCCCCCAAAUACUACGAAGGCAAAGCCAUCAGGAUCGUAGUGAAAUGAAUGGACUCAGCUCGGUCCAGACGUUCAGAAUGGUCGCCCUGGGGGACUUGACUCCCGCCAGGGUCGAGCACCAAUCUGAGCAGGUUGAGGGAUGGACUCCCAUGCUGUUUUGCCACUUGACUCCGGACCCGAUUGGUCCAUAUGAAUCUGAUGAAUUUGGAUGAAUUGAACCUACAGGAUGUAACGCAGCAAGAGACUUGCGUCACUUGCUUGCUUACUUGCAAUUGAGAGAAUUCAUCGAAUUGCUGUUGAUAACGAGCUCAGAGGAGCAAGCGUGUGUAAGUGUGUGCGAGUGUUCUCAAGUCCAUUAACAAAAACUCUAUUGAUGUUGAGGAAAAAUAAAUAGGAAAAUUUUCCAUACAAAGACGCAGAGAUUACGUGCAACAGGAACAAGUGGUGCUAGAGCGAUUUGCUUGCAUAACGUGGACGACCAAGUAGAGAUCAACGGGACCGGUCUGCCCUGAGCAAUGAAGAUGAUGGCAGCACUCCUCCACAACAGGAAAACGGUGGGGGUGGUGGCGUCCCGCACGAAAAGCCUCUACUUGACACCCCCCUCGACUCGGAGCCGUCCGAAGCCAAGUGCUGCCCUUGA